CGCCGGCCCCCUCCCCAGCCACCACCCCCUCUCCCCGGCCCUCCGCCUCGGGGGGCCCCCCACUUCUGCCUGCGCUGUGCCCCCCACCAGCCGCCGGCACGGCCCCGCCCCCGCUGCCCCGGUGGUGGCCCGCGGCCCCCCGGCUGCCCGUGGUCAAGCUGGAGUCGCUGAAGCGCUGGAACGAGGAGCGGGGCCUCUGGUGCGAGAAGGGGGUGCAGGUGCUGCUGACGACGGUAGGCGCCUUCGCGGCCUUCGGCCUCAUGACCAUCGCCAUUAGCACCGACUACUGGCUCUACACGCGCGCCUUCAUCUGCAACACCACCAACCUCACGGCGGGCGCCGGCGGCGACGACGGGCCCCCCCAGCGCGGGGGCGGCGGCGCCGCGGAGAAGAAGGACCCCGGCGGCCUCACGCACUCGGGCCUCUGGAGGAUCUGCUGCCUGGAAGGGUUGAAAAGAGGCGUCUGCGUGAAGAUCAACCAUUUCCCGGAGGACACGGACUACGACCAUGACAGCGCAGAGUAUCUGCUCCGGGUCGUCCGGGCCUCCAGCAUCUUCCCCAUCCUCAGCGCCAUCCUGCUGCUGCUCGGGGGCGUGUGUGUGGCGGCCUCCCGAGUCUACAAGUCCAAGAGGAACAUCAUCCUGGGAGCAGGGAUCCUGUUCGUGGCAGCAGGCCUGAGCAACAUCAUCGGGGUGAUCGUGUACAUCUCGGCCAACGCGGGCGAGCCGGGCCCGAAGCGGGACGAGGAGAAGAAGAACCACUACUCAUACGGCUGGUCCUUCUACUUCGGCGGGCUGUCGUUCAUCCUGGCCGAGGUGAUCGGCGUGCUGGCCGUCAACAUUUACAUCGAGCGCAGCCGCGAGGCGCACUGCCAGUCUCGCUCGGACCUGCUCAAGGCCGGCGGGGGCGCGGGCGGCAGUGGCGGGAGCGGCCCCUCGGCCAUCCUCCGUCUGCCCAGUUACCGCUUCCGCUACCGCCGCCGCUCCCGCUCUAGCUCCCGCUCCAGCGAGCCGUCGCCUUCGCGGGACGCGUCUCCCGGCGGCGCCGGGGGCCCGGGCUUCGCCUCCACGGACAUCUCCAUGUACACGCUCAGCCGCGACCCGUCCAAGGGCAGCGUGGCCGCGGGGCUGGCGAGCGCCGGUGCCAGCGGCGGGGCGUACGGCGGGGCGGCCGGGGGCGCGGGGGGUGCGGGGGGCGGCGGCGGCGGGGCGGGCGCGGAGCGGGACCGCGCGGGGGCGCCCGGCUUCCUCACGCUGCACAACGCCUUCCCCAAGGAGGCGGGCGGCGGCGUCACGGUCACGGUCACCGGGCCGCCAGCCGCGCCCGCGCCCGCCCCACCCGCCCCCGCCGCGCCCGCCCCCGGGACCCUAGCCAAGGAGGCCGGCGCCUCCAACACCAACACGCUCAACAGGAAAACCACGCCCGUGUAGGGGCGCGCCUGGGGGCGCGGAGGGGGGCGUGUCCGGGGCGCGUGCGCGGGCGCGCGUGCAACGAGGCUGCCGGGGGUCGGGGGCGCCCCCCUCCUUCCCCGUGAGCGCGCUGGAGACUGCUCGGCCUUCCCCCGCGCCCCCUCCCCGCCCUACCCCCGCCCACCUGUGGGGGAACAUCCCCCCACCCUCUGAAUCAGGGACCCUGAGGGAGGGGGAAGGGAAGGGAAGGGAAGGGAAGGGAGGGGGCCGUUGGGAGCGAGCGUUGUGUUUUAUUUUUUUGUGGGGUUGGGGGGGAGGGGGGAGGGCUGUGGUGUUUUUUGCAGUUUUGAGAUGUUUUCUUUUUAAUGUUUUGCUGUGUGCAUGUGGGGGCGGGGCUCAGGGAGGGACUCCCAGCCCAGCCCAACUCCUGGAGAGGGGCCCAUAACACACGAAUAUAGAGUUAUACCUACAAACUAUAUAUAUAUGCUCUAUAUAAAGAGACAGAAAGACCAAAGG
Molecule: messenger RNA, 1925 nt
Organism: Bubalus bubalis (water buffalo)
Lineage: Eukaryota; Metazoa; Chordata; Mammalia; Artiodactyla; Bovidae
Gene: CACNG8
Product: calcium voltage-gated channel auxiliary subunit gamma 8
Exons: 4
Coding region: 261-1430 (389 amino acids)
Biological process (GO): neurotransmitter receptor transport, postsynaptic endosome to lysosome; transmission of nerve impulse; positive regulation of synaptic transmission, glutamatergic
Cellular component (GO): AMPA glutamate receptor complex; postsynaptic density membrane
Molecular function (GO): channel regulator activity; voltage-gated calcium channel activity
Source: RefSeq, a predicted model, not a curated record